AUGAGAUGUCCCUCGUCCGACCUUGCCCCUGAGUCCCUCCCCGUCUCAUGCGGGAACGUGCAGCCCGAUAGAAGGAAUCUCAUCUUUUCGCACGAGACGACGAAGUACGUCCACUGUGAAGAAAAGACCGUGCGAUGUCGGGAGGGGACGAUCCCCGGACGAUCCUCGGACGACAUCGGGAGCGGAGCCUGUCUCGGGCCGGCCGAUACCAGAAACGCAGAUGCCGCCGGGGCGGGUACCGAGUGA
Colletotrichum destructivum is the source of this 246-nucleotide messenger RNA. RefSeq lists its product as uncharacterized. The transcript has a single exon. Bases 1 to 246 code for a protein of 81 amino acids. The record is from RefSeq and is a predicted model, not a curated record. NCBI's taxonomy places the organism in Eukaryota, Fungi, Ascomycota, Sordariomycetes, Glomerellales, Glomerellaceae.